This is a messenger RNA of Nematostella vectensis (starlet sea anemone), 1899 nucleotides long. Its product is annotated as protein adenylyltransferase SelO, mitochondrial-like. NCBI's taxonomy places the organism in Eukaryota, Metazoa, Cnidaria, Anthozoa, Actiniaria, Edwardsiidae. The transcript has 13 exons. Bases 67 to 1647 code for a protein of 526 amino acids. The record is from RefSeq and is a predicted model, not a curated record.
AAAGAUAAAAGUCAUAAGAUCCUUAUUAGAAUAAGAGAGAAAGCGAUCAAACAAAGGUGCAAGCGGAUGAUCGCUCUUCGAGGUCUGCGAAGUCGCAUUCUCCGUAGCGGUCUGGAAAGACAUCGAGUGACAAAAGUAAAAGGCAUAAAGAAGAUACACUUCUAUGAUUUCAUUGAAGAAAAACUGAGAAUCGUGACACAUUUAGAUGAACAGUACUCAGGCAAUCAACAAUCGUCAAGAGAAUUAUGUAACCACAGAAUGGCGACACUUCAGACUUUGACCUUUGAUAAUCUAGCGCUUCGAUCGCUGCCCAUCGACAAGGAAACAAAAAACUAUGUCAGGCAAGUAGAAGGGGCAUGCUUUUCACUAGUCGAGCCGGCUCCUGUGUCUAAUCCAAAGACUGUUGUGUUUUCCGAGAGUGCAUUGGAGUUGCUCGAUCUCCACAAGGCCGAGAUCGAAAGACAGGAGUUUGCUCAGUAUUUCAGCGGAAAUAAACUACUGCCGGGUACAAGACCUGCUUCUCAUUGUUACUGUGGACAUCAGUUUGGUUAUUUCUCUGGCCAGCUUGGUGAUGGAGCUGCAAUGUAUUUAGGUGAGGUGAUCAAUAGCAAAGGAGAAAGAUGGGAGAUGCAGCUAAAGGGAUCAGGCCUCACACCCUAUUCUCGGCAAGCAGACGGGCGAAAGGUGCUGAGAUCAAGUAUCAGGGAAUUCCUUUGCAGUGAGGCAAUGUAUCACCUUGGUAUUCCGACAACAAGAGCUGGUAGCUGUGUCACAUCAGAUACUAAGGUUAUACGUGAUAUUUUCUACAAUGGGAAUGCAAAGUCUGAGAAGGCAACUAUCAUCUUGCGUAUUGCACCAACAUUUAUAAGAUUUGGAUCCUUUGAGAUAUUCAAGCCUAUAGAUCCUGUUACUGGUCGAAAAGGACCAAGCACUGGCAGAAAAGACAUUCUGCUCCAGCUGUUAGAAUACACAAUAAAAACUUUUUAUCCCAAGAUAUAUGACCUCCAUUCCUCUCCAGAAGAACGCUAUCUAGCUUUUUACAAGGACCUUGUGGUGAAAACUGCUCGUCUUGUGGCCCAAUGGCAAUGUGUUGGCUUUUGUCAUGGGGUCCUUAACACUGAUAACAUGAGCAUUGUUGGCUUGACAAUUGAUUAUGGUCCAUUUGGAUUUAUGGAUGCAUUUGAUUCACAACACAUCUGCAAUGAUUCAGAUGCGGACAGAGGCCGCUACCGUUAUGGAGCACAGCCAGAGAUAUGCAAGUGGAAUCUAAUGAAACUUGGUGAAGCUAUACAUGAUGCCCUCCCUGUAGACCAGUCCUUGGCAGCACUAGAAGAGCUGUAUGACAAGGAAUAUCAAGGUGCCUUUCUUUCUAAAAUGAGGCUAAAGCUUGGGCUACUCAACAAACAGCAACCUGAGGAUGUUGAUCUUAUCGAAGCCCUUUUUGAAACAAUGCAUAAGACAGGAGCUGAUUUUACUAACACAUUCCGUGUCCUUUCAAGACUGGGAGCCCCUCAAGUCUCAAAGCAAGAAAGAGUGGAAGAUGUCACUGAGUAUAUCAGGCAACAGUGUCUUUCUUUGGAUGAGUUAAAACAAGCAAGCCAACCUUCCAUGGACUACAGGUAUAAUGAACAAUGUGCUUAUACUUGAUAUGCUAUAUCUGCUUUGCCAUACUGUGUUUGUUAUACUUGCUAUACUAUACUUGAUAUGCUAUACUUACUGUGCUAUACUUGCUUAUGUUGUUUGUUAUGCUAUACUUGCCAUGCUGUGUUUGUUAUACUUGCUAUACUAUACUUGAUAUGCUAUACUUACUGUGCUAUACUUGCUUAUGUUGUUUGUUAUGCUAUACUUGCUAUGCUGUGUUUAUGUUAUACUUGCUGUGCUAUACUUACUAUGCUGUUU